GCGGCAUCUAGAGUCGGCAGUCAUGAAUCUCCACCAAUUCCGACUUUCGGAACCACUUAGACUUGAAGUUGCCGGUGGAGGCCUUUGAUAAGUAUGCACUUUCUAUGUUAUGACCCAACCUCAUGACUUCGUGACAAUAACUCCUCGUUUCUCGGUCAACUCAACUGCGACAUAAUUGGCUUCUUCACGAUCACUACUCAAUAGCCCGCACAAUGCCAUUUCUAAACCCUCAGCCCAAGAUCAUCAUCGCCGGUGCAGGCAUUGGUGGCCUCACAACGGCACUGUCCCUCCAUGCCGCUGGGUUCACAGACAUCCACAUCUUCGAAGCAGCGUCACAGCUCACAACUCUUGGUGUCGGCAUCAACGUGCAACCCUCCGCCAUUCUCAUUCUCCGCAAUCUCGGACUCCUGGAAGCUUUUGAAAAGACCGGCGUCAAGACUCAGGAACUCAACUUUUACAACCGCCACGGCCAUCCCAUCCUCAGCGAGCCACGAGGUCUCAAGGCAGGCUAUGCGGUGCCCCAAUUCAGCGUGCAUCGCGGCGAAUGCCAGAUGCUGCUUUUGAGUGCUGUCAAAGAGCGUCUGGGCGAAGGGGUGGUCAGCCUAAACCACGCUCUGACAGGGUUCUCGCAGGACGAGAAGAGCAUCACAGCGGAGUUUUCGCAACGGCGGGACGGUGCGCCGGCAGGACAGUCCAGCGUCACUGGCCAUAUCCUCAUAGCUGCCGACGGAAUCAACUCGACCGCGAGAAAGGUCCUCUACCCCAAUGAAGGCCCGCCACGGUUCUCGGGCCGCAUGCUCUGGCGCGGUUGUAUCGAGCGUGAGCCGUACCUCACAGGAGCUUCAAUGGUCUGGGCCGGCCACGCCGAUCAAAAGUUCAUCGCCUACCCCAUUAGCCAGCGUUCCGCAGACAAGGGCAAGAGUCUCGUGAACUGGAUCGCCGAGCUUAGGAUACGAGACAAGGACGACGAGGAUCUCACGCCACCAAAGACAGAUUGGACAAAAGCAGUCGCCAAGUCUGUGUUUGAGGGGCCGUUUCAGGGGUGGCGGUGCGGUGGACUCGAGAUGAAGGAUCUCAUCAACGCGACUGAGAAGGUUUUCGAAUUUCCUAUGAGUGAUCGGGAUCCCGUCGAGCGAUGGAGUUUCGGCCGCCUCACUUUGCUUGGUGAUGCCGCGCACGCCAUGUACCCGAUCGGCUCCAACGGCGCAUCGCAGGCUAUCAUCGACGCGGAGACUCUUGCGAAGCAACUUGUUGAGAACCGAGACGACGUGGUGGCGGCGCUGAAGGCGUAUGAGUCGGAGCGGUUGCCAGCCACAUCCAAGAUUAUCGUGGCAAAUCGUGGAAAUGGACCGGAUCACGUCUUGCAAAUAUGCGAAGAAAGAGCACCUGAUGGUUUCGAAAACGUCUACGAUGUCGUUCCGAAGGACGAAUUGGAAGACAUUGGUCGGGUCUACAAAAAGGUGGCUGGCUUCGAAAUGGAAAGUGUAAACAAGAAAGCACAAGAAACAGAGGGCAUUUGUGAGAGACUAGGAUUGAAGAGUCCAGCUGAGUGGAUUUAGGCGUUAUAGCUAAUCAAGCGUUGAUGUUUGGCAUCUACAAAAAUCUCAGUUGACUUUAGCAGAAAUACUAGCGAGUUGAGAAAAGCAUUGAGGUUUUGAUACUAGCCCCUCUAAGAUACUAUUCUCAAGCUAUCUUAGGUGCAUUGCAACUCAAAAGCUUUCUCAGGGUGAUGCAGGCUCUCAUUCGGUG
Colletotrichum acutatum is the source of this 1749-nucleotide messenger RNA. RefSeq lists its product as uncharacterized. The transcript has a single exon. Gene Ontology annotation, molecular function: monooxygenase activity; FAD binding. The record is from RefSeq and is a predicted model, not a curated record. Bases 213 to 1559 code for a protein of 448 amino acids. NCBI's taxonomy places the organism in Eukaryota, Fungi, Ascomycota, Sordariomycetes, Glomerellales, Glomerellaceae.